CACAGCAGCAAACCAAGAGAAUUCACAUGGCAAAUCACACGUCCCAUGUCGCAAGCUCCAAUUCCUCCGGUCGUUCAAUCCGUACCAUGUCUUCCAAUUGCUCGCCCUCCUCUCCGUCUCGGAUUCCUUGUUCCGUUCCUCCGCCGCCGCGGCCGUCACCGUCCACAUCGCCGGCGCCAAUGUUCCAUGUCUCCUCGCUGUUGCCGCCGUCGCAUACCACAAGACGACUGUCGACGCCGACCUCGCACGGUGGCAGCCAUAAAUCGCCUCCUCCUCCCGAGCACGGAUUGGGGGGUCUCACCUUGACGUCGCAGAUCGUCGCCGCCGCAGUCGCGGCGCUGCUCCUCAUCGUCCUCGCCGCCGCCUGCGCCUGCUGCUCCAGGAGCAAGAAGAGGAGGAAGGCCACGCAACAGCCUCACGGCGGCAUGAUGUUCUACGCCGACUCCUCCGGGUUCAAAGGGAACAGCUCGGCGUACUACUACACCAGCGGAGCGAGGCCGCAAUGGCAGAACCAGGUGGGCCCGUCGUCGUCGAUCAAGUGGCACGCCCCGCCGCCUCCGCCGGACGUGAACUCGACCGGCCCGCACGGCGGGUUACCGCCACCCGUGCCGCCGCCGCCCCUGCCGAUGCCCGCUGGCAUCGACACGACCGCGUUCAGCUACGAGGAGCUGGCGGCGGCGACGGGCGACUUCUCGGAGGCGAACCUGCUGGGGCAGGGCGGGUUCGGGUACGUGCACCGCGGCGUGCUCCCGGGCGGGAAGGAGGUGGCGGUGAAGCAGCUCAAGGCCGGGAGCGGGCAGGGCGAGCGCGAGUUCCAGGCGGAGGUGGACACCAUCAGCCGCGUGCACCAUCGCCACCUCGUCUCCCUCGUCGGCUACUGCAUCGCCGGCGCGCGGCGGCUGCUCGUCUACGAGUUCGUGCCCAACCAGACCCUCGAGCACCACCUCCACGGGAAAGGGGUGCCGGUGAUGGAGUGGACGACGCGGCUGCGCAUCGCGGUCGGCGCCGCCAAGGGGCUAGCCUACCUGCACGAGGACUGCAAUCCUCGGAUCAUCCACCGUGACAUCAAGUCGGCCAACAUUCUCCUGGACAACAACUUCGAGGCAAUGGUUGCGGAUUUUGGGCUGGCCAAGCUGACGAACGUGAACCACACGCACGUGUCAACCCGUGUCAUGGGCACAUUCGGGUACCUGGCCCCAGAGUACGCGUCCAGCGGGAAGCUGACGGAGAAGUCGGACGUCUUCUCCUACGGCGUCAUGCUGCUCGAGCUGCUCACCGGCCGCCGCCCCGGCGACCGCUCCUCCUACGGUGAGGACGGCCUCGUCGACUGGGCGAGGAUGGCUCUGUCGCGCGCCCUGGCCAACGGCAACUACGACGACCUCGUCGACCCAAGGCUGGGCGGCGACUAUGACCAGACGGAGGCGGCGCGCGUCGUCGCCAGUGCUGCCGCCUGCGUCCGCCACGCCGCCCGCCGGCGCCCCAAGAUGAGCCAGAUCGUGAAGGCGCUGCAGGGAGACAUGCCGCUGGAGGAGCUCAACGACGGUGUACGGCCGGGGCACAGCUCUAUGUUCAGCUCGAGCUCCGGGUCGGGGCCGGAGUAUGGGUCCGGGUCGUACACAGCGCAGAUGGAGCGGAUCCGGAGGGCUGCGCUGCCCAGCCCGGAGUACAGCGCCGAGUAUCCCGGCUCCAUCCCAGAGUUUGGCCACCCGUCGCCUGCUAGCAGCGCCGACUCUGGCGAGCAGGAUGACCGGCGCCGUCGUCAUGGAGGUCGCCGGUGA
This is a messenger RNA of Phragmites australis (common reed), 1778 nucleotides long. RefSeq names its product proline-rich receptor-like protein kinase PERK4. Bases 27 to 1778 code for a protein of 583 amino acids. NCBI's taxonomy places the organism in Eukaryota, Viridiplantae, Streptophyta, Magnoliopsida, Poales, Poaceae. Gene Ontology annotation, molecular function: protein kinase activity; ATP binding. The transcript has 8 exons. The record is from RefSeq and is a predicted model, not a curated record. Gene Ontology annotation, biological process: protein phosphorylation.